AUGGCAGGAAAGUCAGGUAGCCAUGGUUUUGUUGUCGACCUCGCCGAUCCUUUCAGGCUCGUGAAGGGCGGAUGGGGUAACCCAAGUACGUAUGGAAAGACAAGAUCGCCGCAACCGCACUAA
Messenger RNA from Fulvia fulva, 123 nucleotides. RefSeq lists its product as uncharacterized. The transcript has 2 exons. NCBI's taxonomy places the organism in Eukaryota, Fungi, Ascomycota, Dothideomycetes, Mycosphaerellales, Mycosphaerellaceae. The coding region runs from base 1 to 123 and encodes 40 amino acids. The record is from RefSeq and is a predicted model, not a curated record.